UCCAAUACUUGAACUACCUCAUCCAAAAGCUUCAAACUUCAAAUUUUAAUUCCACCUUAAUUACCAAUAUAUUUUUGCCACCUUUUAAUUAGUACUCUAAUUAUCCUUUUAUUUUUAUUAAAUUAAAAAAAGAAGAAUGGCCAAAAAUGUUGCAGAAUCACCCUUGGAGAGGUCUAGCUUGGUCUCACUUGACCAAAGGCUAGCCAUGGCUAAACGUUGUUCAUAUGAUGGUGCUGUUGCUGGAGCCAAGGCUGCUGUUGUUGCUGGAUUUGCUGCAGCCGUCCCAACUAUAGCAAGUGCAAGAAAGCUUUCUUGGGCAAAAGCCAAUCUCAACCCCACUGCUCAAGCCCUCAUAAUUUCAACUGUGGCUGGAGCAGCAUAUUUCAUAGUAGCUGAUAAAACUGUACUGAAAUCAGCACGCAAAAACUCCUUCAAUCAAGCUGGGGUAGGAGCUUAAAACUGAAGAUGACACAAGCUGGAGGCUUUGUCAUUGAUGAUUGAAGACGACAAUGAUGAUGACGAAAACAUAGAAUGAUCUGAUCUUAAUGUGAAUUAUAAUAACAUUAAGAAGCAAAUCUUGUAUGAGUUUACUCUUAUGUCAUAUUUAUGAAUAAAUAAAGAUGGUUUUCCUUUCAAAA
Spinacia oleracea (spinach) is the source of this 638-nucleotide messenger RNA. RefSeq names its product early nodulin-93. The coding region runs from base 137 to 457 and encodes 106 amino acids. The record is from RefSeq and is a predicted model, not a curated record. NCBI's taxonomy places the organism in Eukaryota, Viridiplantae, Streptophyta, Magnoliopsida, Caryophyllales, Amaranthaceae. The transcript has 4 exons.